Messenger RNA from Microstroma glucosiphilum, 1206 nucleotides. RefSeq names its product NAD(P)-binding protein. The coding region runs from base 75 to 1160 and encodes 361 amino acids. The record is from RefSeq and is a predicted model, not a curated record. The transcript is spliced from 3 exons. NCBI's taxonomy places the organism in Eukaryota, Fungi, Basidiomycota, Exobasidiomycetes, Microstromatales, Microstromataceae.
CACGCUACAAUCGUGUCGGGGACGGCACCUCCUCACAUCGCUCCUCAUCCAAGGAUACUGAUUAUUUACUGGAAAUGUCAUCGUCGAGCUCGCAAGUAGAGACAGUCCUGAUCACAGGAGCGGGUGGGUUCCUAGGCUCCCUCUUGCCCACCGCACUGGUGCAGCACGAGCCAGACACCCGCUUCAACUUCAUCCUUACCGACACCUUUGAGCCCAAGACGCCCUCCUUCUCUAGCCCCUCCUCCUCCUCCUCCUUCUCCUCUUCAGCAGAACACAAAGUGCAUACCCUCUCCUCGGAUCUCACCGAGCCCAAACAGGUGCAAGGCCUGUUCAACACCCCGCUGGGUAAGCCUGACACGAUCUACUCACUGCAUGGGAUCAUGUCUCUUGGCUCAGAGAAGGACUUCGAUCUUGGUGUGCGCGUCAACUUUGACUCUACACGGGAGCUUCUCAACUGCGCUCGACGAAUCAAGGAGGACAGUGGAGAGCCGGUCAAGUUUGUUUUUACCAGCUCGGUCGCGACGUACGGUGGUGCGUUACCCGACGUGAUCCUGCCCACUACGGCGUGCACGCCCGAGGGGGCGUAUGGGAUGGCAAAGCUCAUGUGCGAGUACAUGGUCACCGAGUAUAGUCGGAGGGGAUUCAUUGACGGUCGCUCCAUCAAGCUCCCUACCAUUGUAGUUCGACCAGGGCCCCCCUCCGCCGCAACCAGCUCCUUCGUCUCGGCCAUUAUCCGUGAGCCCCUUUCAGGCAACUCAACCCCCUGUCCCAUCGGCAAAUCCCUCGACGAUCCUCUCCUCUCCCAAACCGGAAUAUGGAUCGCCUCUCCCUCCACCACUCUCCAAAACUUUGUCCUCGCACGCCGGAUCCCCUCCUCGCGCUUCCCAUCCCAUUCACGAACCGUGCAGCUGCCCGGGUUCAAGGUCACCGUCAAGGAGAUUCUUGAGGCGUUGGGAGAGGUCUUGCAAGGUGGGGAGGAGGAGGUGAAGAGGAUGGUACAGUUUGAGGAUGAUGAGACUUGCAGACGGAUCGUUGCUAGUUGGCCGAGCGAAUUCGACGUUUCGUGGGCGGUGGAGGAGUUGGGAUUCAAGCCCGACUCGGGAGGGAUCAGAGGAGUCAUCCAGGAAUUCAUCGAGAGUCAGAAGAGCAAAGCAGGAUAAGGCGCAGGACUGAAGCAGGGAAGGACAGAGAGGACACGCAGGGGGU